Molecule: messenger RNA, 1488 nt
Organism: Rhizophagus irregularis DAOM 181602=DAOM 197198
Lineage: Eukaryota; Fungi; Glomeromycota; Glomeromycetes; Glomerales; Glomeraceae
Molecular function (GO): protein binding
Source: RefSeq, a predicted model, not a curated record
CGAUCAAUAAAAGGAGGAAAUUUUUGCUUAUUUUACUUAUUACACGUUACAAAAUUCGAACUGUUUUAGUAUGAGGUGUUCCCAGUGUGAAAGUGAUAAACUCUCUAAGGAGUUUCCAUCGACGAUGAUUACAGAACGUUGUAAUCAUAUUCCUUCUUAUUGUUUAAGUUGUUUGGUAAAAUAUUUUGAUUUAACGAAUAAAACUAAUCAAAAAAUUCGUAAAUGUCCCGAAUGUCCAGAGAAAUUAUCAUUGGAGGAAUUAAGACUAGUAUCUUUAACGUGGGAUAAGGCUCCAUUUAAAAUUGAUGUAGAUAAUAUUGGAAAAGUAAAAACACCACGAAAUGUUAAUACAGCUGAUGGAAAUAAGACAGGAGAAAUUUAUGUUGUAUUAUUAAAUGGGCAAAAAUGUGCUUUUCAAUACGAAAAAAUUAAAAAUAUUUUUGCAUUAAGAAAAGAGAUUAAAAACAAAUUAAGUGUUGAUGAAGGUAAACAAAAAUUAAUUUAUAAUGGUGUUGAAUUGCAGGAUCGAACCACCGAACCUUGUACGUUACAGGAUUAUAAAAUUGAGCCAGGAAGUCAUAUACAAUUGAUUGUUGUACUUUAUAGUAUUACACGUGCAGAAUCCAUCAAGAGUUUAAUCUUUGAUUUAUUUUGGACUUAUCCUGGAAGUAUAGAUUAUUUGGAUGGAACUUGUUUACUUUACAAGGGUUAUGAAUUUGUUAGAAAAUAUGAUUAUAUGUCAAUAUUCUAUCCAAAAUUUCCGGAUAUGAGACAUUCAGGUGAUAAGAUGGACGAACCAAAUAAAAAAGGUAGCCAACGUAUUACCGCGAAAUUAGAUGCAUUACCACCUGAAAUAACACAAUUAUAUUUCGUUUUGAGUUCGUUUAAAUCUCCUACUAUCGGUCAUUUUAAAGCUCCAGGUUUUAAGUUGAUAGAUGAAACUCAACCUGAUAAACCUUUAUGUGCUUAUCAAUUGGAAAAUGCUGCUGAUUCUCAAGCUGUCAUUAUGUGUUGUGUAUCAAGAGUUGGACAAGGAAUGUGGGAGGUCAUUCAGAUUGGUAAAUUAAGUAAGGGUAAUGCUAAUGAUUAUGAUCCAAUUGAAAAAAGUAUUACUGAAUGUGCUUUAUUUGGGUAAAUUACAUCAAGUUAUGUGAAAAUUAUAGAGAUAUUUAUGGCGAAUUUUAUGAAUUUAUCUACUUAUUUUAUAUGAAUUUGUUGUAUCUUUCACUAAAGAAUAAACAUUUGUUAUUAAAUAAAAGAAUGAUGGGUUUGCGUUGUUUUUAGUUCAUUUGUUUCGUCUCGUUGAGAUAGUAGUAGUUAUUUUAUAUCCAUUUGCUUAAAUCUGUAGUCUCUAUAAUACAAUUUUGUGAAAAAAUUUACUUAUUAAUUUUUUGUUAUUGUAAUUAACGAGUAUCGAAUUUGCUAUAUUGAUAAUAUUAAUAAUUCAUAUCUUAAAAUAAAAAAAUGUGCUAUAUAUUGUUAAAAUAC